Messenger RNA from Silurus meridionalis, 1062 nucleotides. RefSeq lists its product as uncharacterized. NCBI's taxonomy places the organism in Eukaryota, Metazoa, Chordata, Actinopteri, Siluriformes, Siluridae. The record is from RefSeq and is a predicted model, not a curated record. Gene Ontology annotation, biological process: response to bacterium. The transcript is spliced from 6 exons. Bases 28 to 1056 code for a protein of 342 amino acids.
CACCAGAGUGUUACUUCACAUCUGAAGAUGGCACAACUGUGCAUUUUUCUCUUAACUCUGAACACAAUAACUUCGGCGCACGUUGUGGAUUUUUCCAGACCGUCCUUUAUUUCAUUUCGCUCAGUGAAGUCUGGAGAACGUGUUAGUCUUAACUGUCCUUUGAAAGACAUUAACAGGCCUAAAAGUGUGGUCUGGUACAAGCAAAUCUUUGGAGAAAUGCCUCAAAAAGUGGGUGAAAAAUUAAUGUAUAAGACGUUAAAAAUUUACUCCAGUUUCAACACAUCAGGAUUUACAAUGGAGACGACUGAAAACAAAUAUUUUUUGAUUAUUCCACUUACGAAUAAAGAUCAUGGAGGACUUUAUUACUGUGAAGCCAUUUCCACAUACGAGGCUACAUUAUCCAAUGGAACGUUCUUGACUGUAAAAGGAGAUGAAGAUGAAAAAGUGACAGUGUUCCAGAGCAGUGUAUCAGACUCAGUUCCUGUAGGAGCAUCAGUGACUCUGCAGUGUUCGGUUCUCUCUGAGAGCAGAGCAGCAGAACUCCAAGUGCUCUGGUUCAGAGCUGCUCCAUCACAAUCCCAUCCUCAACUCAUUUACACUCAUCACAACAGCAGCCUUCAGUGUGAGAGCAAAUCUUCUACACACACCUGUGUGUACAACUUGUCCAAGAACAUCUUCAGCCUCAAUGAUACUGGUACUUACUACUGCGCUGUGGCCCUGUGUGGGAAGAUCAUUUUCGGGAACGGGACACGAGUACAGCUGGAGAAUCUUUCACAAAUUGGUCCUGAAGUGAUCUACCUCACAGUAGUGGUGGUGGUUUGUAUGAUUGUGAUCUUCACUCAAGCUUUUCUUCUCUGUAAAAUGAGGAACGGCGAAAAAUCCAGAGUGAGAUGUCAAACAGACUCUGUUAAUGAAAGAACAACUGGUCAGGGUGGUGUUUCAGUGGAGCUGAAUUACGCUGCUAUACAUUAUAACAAGAACAACACCAAACGAGUGACACGAAAGAGAGACAGACCUGAAGAUUGUGUUUAUUCUGAAGUGUUACAUGCUACAUAGAUCAUA